This is a messenger RNA of Macrosteles quadrilineatus (aster leafhopper), 8957 nucleotides long. RefSeq names its product sorting nexin-13 (gene snz). NCBI's taxonomy places the organism in Eukaryota, Metazoa, Arthropoda, Insecta, Hemiptera, Cicadellidae. Gene Ontology annotation, cellular component: early endosome. The record is from RefSeq and is a predicted model, not a curated record. Gene Ontology annotation, molecular function: phosphatidylinositol binding. The coding region runs from base 127 to 3162 and encodes 1011 amino acids. The transcript is spliced from 20 exons.
ACAGCAAAACAAUGAGAUGUUGAAAAAUGGCACUUCAAUAGCCAGGUUUUAAUGGAAGAGAGUUUUCGUAUCUAACUUAAUAAUCACAAUCAUGAAUUACAUUGUGUUCUCGCUGUAGUGGUCAAUAUGAACAUCACAUUAUGGGGCUGGAUGGGGCUCACCCUUGUCCUGUUCAUUACAACAUUUGGUUUUAUAUUUUGCCUCACCGCUACCUUGAUUGUAAUAUUUAUUUUAAUAGGUGGUUUAGCUCUACUUUUUGUACGGCAAGAUAAAACAGUGACGGACAAGUAUAGAGAUGGGAGAGCCCCAGUCGAUAUCCCUGGCUUAUACAAGAUUGUCUCAGCAAUGAAGGAGCCUCCGAGAGAGCUGAAGGCGGAUCGUCGUCUCACAGGGUCACAGAUAAUUGAUGAUCAGCUGCAAGAGAUUCUAACCUACCUGAUCAGAGACUACGUUUACCCAUGGUAUGAUCCGCUGAGUGCUGAUGAAGAAGCCCCACAUCAAAUCCGCAUCUUAGCUCAGAGGAUUAUUGUUUCCUUCGCCUCCAGGAUGAAGGAAAUAGACUGGAUUCCGUACCUGACAACGCGGCUCGUGGACGACGCCGCAUCACAUCUGCGUCUGUUCAGACAGGCACGCGCCAAGAUGAAGGGAGGGGGUAGCAGUAGUACGGGGGGAGGUGGACACGGCCGCAUGCCCAGUGGUGGGGGAAUCACCCCUCCUACGCUGGAAUCUGUGUUCUUCGACCUUGAACUGACGAUGGAAGAAAACAACGUCUGCAGAGAUCACAUCUGCUUGGACAGUGAAAAUGAGAAAAGUUUCCUGCGAGAGUUAACUCAAGUGAUCCUCUACCUGCUGACUACAGAGGAGGACUUCCACUGUGGAGCUCUGUGCUGUCUGGUGAGAGAGAUAUGUGUCAACCAGGUUCUGGUGCCUAUCAUGGACCUGGUCUCCGACCCAGACUACAUCAACCAGAUCAUCAUCUGGCUGUGCAAGGACAUACCUGUCACCAGUGAGGUGUUCCUUACAACACUCCGAGUGACAGAUAACAUGGAAGAGUUGUCAGCUACCAGGGAACUGCUUGUCAAAGAGAUGUCUACUCUGAGGUCCCGAGAUUCAGGCGGAGAUGAUGACACUUGGGUCAAACAGCAGCUGAGUAGCCUCGCCUACGUGCAGCGGAUAAUAGAGUCUCGACUGGCAAGAUUAGAGGAAGGGGCGGACACAGAUUCUGCUGAUCUCCCCACGACAGACUACUCAAAACUGCUCUCUGCUGGACACAAGCUCUUCAUGUUGCCGUUGGACGUGAUCCUCAAGAACAACGUGGCUCUCUCGUACUUCAUUGAUUACAUGUCCUCAGUCGGAGCCCAAGCUUACCUAUUUUUCUACCUCAAUGUUGAAGGAUGGCGAGUAUCAGUGGAACAGCAGAUGUCAGACCUGGCGCUGCAGAAGCUCAGGUCUCCGUCAGAGCAGGACGUUGGUGUAGACGUGUUGGCCGCCCUGGAGCACACAUCAACACCACAACAGGUCCUGGACAGGAUACGAGAGGCAGCUUACAGCAUCUUUGAACAGUAUCUGUCUGAGAAGGCCUCACCUAGACUUAGGAUAGAAGAGUCUCUAGUCAAGAGGUUACUGCUAAGGAUAAGAACAGAGACUCCAGUAGAGACGUGGUUUGACGAAGUUCAAGCGGCGGUUUACGAGAAAUUACAGACUGAAGAGAAAUUUCUGAAUGGGUUCCGCAACAACGUAGCGUAUGUGAAGCUAUUGGCCGAGCUUGAGCUACUAAAGGAGCCGCUGAAGAGUGACGAUGAGGAUACGGGGAGUGUAGACGAGCUCAGUCUAGGCUCUACAUCUGAGACAGCCAGUCUGUCUUCACUGACUCUGACCUUGGACCACAGAGAAGGUUCUGGAGACAGUGUUGAAGGCAGCAACCAUCUACAAGCUGUGGUCAAUGUUACUCCAGCCAGUCCCACCCACAGUGCACUGACUACACAGAACACUGACUGUAAGGGUCCUUACAUGCUGUCUGCGGAGAUUAUUGAAACUGGGGUAGUCAAUGAAAAGGGGAAGACGUUUGGGAUCUAUGCGAUGUCUGUCACCAAGAAAUACGACUCUGGCAGCAAGGAAACCUGGCACAUAUACAGACGCUACUCAGACUUCUAUGAACUCCAUCAGAAAGUCAGAGAUAAGUACGCAGAUCUGGGAAAGCUCCAGUUCCCUGGCAAAAAGACAUUUCACAAUAUGGAUCGUCGAGUGCUGGAACGCCGGAUGAAGAUGCUCAAUGACUAUUUGCAGACACUGCUGCACUCCAGUGUUCUAGCCUCGCACCCGAGUCUGCGUGCGUUGCUGUUGACGUUCCUUGAGCCCGGCGACUACGACAAGGGAGUCUCAGGCGGCCAGAUUGUCAAGACGUUGGACAACCUGCUAGUGAACCCAUUGAAGGCUGUGGUUGGCCAGACUGUCCGCACUCUACCUGAUAAUCUCCUCAGCACUGUGGAUGGAGUGAUGGAUGGCCUCAGCAAGGUGCUGCAGUACAGCGGAGUCAAGCCUUCCAGGGACGACAGCAUUGACGCAGAGUCCUGCAAAGUGGGCGCUUCUUUAGACAUUGAGACUGACGACAACAUUCCCCUCCGCAUCAUGUUGCUGAUGAUGACGGAAGUGUUUGAGUUGAAGAGUCGUAACCAGUGGCUGCGUCGUCGCAUUGUCACAUUGUUGCGGCAGAUCGUGAGAACCAUGUUUGGCGACAUAGUCAACAGACGUAUCGUGGACUACGUGUUCGCUCUCACCAGUCCUCAUCAAGUUGCUGACUACCUGCGCUCUUUCAAACAUUCCUAUUGGCCACAUGGUCUCAAGGCUGAGCCGAAGCUACCGAGAGAUGAGAUGACCAGAGCUAGGACGAGAGUUGCUGCCAAGAUAGCUCUACUCUCCAGCCUUUCUGACGAGCUGAAGCACAUACUGGGCAGUGAGACGUCUCGCCGCGGACUGCUCUCAGUAUUCCAGCUGUUCCAGCAUCGAGUGCUCAACCGUCGUCUGCUCUAUGUGUUGCUGGAGGGUGUGCUGACGACACUGUUCUCCCACGACCACCCACUAGAAGCCAUCUUCACACGGCUCCACUCCCGGUCGCCACGCGUCGUCAAGAAUAACCUCGCUCGAGCUGGCGCGCGCCGGUGAUCACCGUUCCUACUCUAGGCUGGACAUGUUUCAUAGUCUACAUAUAUAUUUUUUAUGUAUUUUUCAGGUGUGAAAAAUAUCUCGGCGAGUAAUUUGUAUGUGGUGGCUAUUCACUAUUGAAAUACCUUUUUGAAUGCAUAUGCAAAACCACUCAUAUGCUUGUUUUAGGAUAUUAUCAGGGGAGAUAACAAAAACUCGUUAAGCUUCUUCUGUGUGUUAGUUUCAUGGGGUGGUUAAAAAUUUAAUUAAUUCACGACCAAAUAUCGUUAUGAAUUAACUGGAAGAGAAACUACUUCUAUUUAAUUAUAAUAAGUUGUUUUAUUAGUCAACAUUUUUUUAAGUGUACUUGGGGAACUGAACAAUAAUGAUUUCGUUAAGGAGCAUUUGAAUAGUUUAAAAACUUGUUAGGAAUAGUGUUGUUUUGUUCAAAAAUUUACAGGUCUACUUUUUCAUUCAAUUGAAGUAUUUCAAAAGUGAAUAGUCACUAAUAGUUUGAGCAUUUUACUUAAACAUUCCAAGAAACAUGGUGAAUGUGUUAAGAGUUACCAUAUGGUACCUGAAUUGUAUUGUUUUUAUUUUAAAACAGGCUAAGUCCAAACUAAACGCCAUUCAAAUAUGCAAGCCAUGUUCAUAUCAGUAAUGGUAAUGUUAAUUUUUUACCAAUAUUGCAAUGUAUUCUUAUUUUUAUAUCAACAUACGCCAUACAGCUUUUGUGAACAGCAAAUAUUUUUGUAAUUCGACCAAAAUGUAAAUGUUUAUUUACCUAAUCAAUCUCAUUCAUUUAUUUUUGUUUGUACCACAACAUAAAUCAUCACAAACAUUCGGGUAUAUUUACAAGUGCUUUACCCUCUUAAUAAGAUUCCUCAGAUCUGGUAUGAAGCACAAGUUCAGAUAUAUUCUAUUUAAUUUACAAUAUUGUCUUCAAUAACUUUUACCAUGUAACCCUGCAAAACAUCUUAGUUAUGUUAUAAUUAAUUGCGUUCUUUAGGUAAAGUAUAUUUCAGUCUCAAGAGAUAUUAUAAAAUAUUAAUGCAAAAUAUCAGAGCUUUAUUUUUUAUGUUUUGUGAGCAAAUAUAUUUUACAUUAAUAUUUUUUGCAGAACAAAUAGCAGUUGAUGUCAGGGUCGGUUUCAUGAGAAAAUUAUUUAAUCUACUAAAUAAUGUUUUAGACUUAUUUUGUCUUAUUUGCCUUUAAAUCCUAAAAAAAUAAAAAAAAAGGUUUUGUUGAAAUAUAUCACAUUUAUUGCAUUUGCAAUAGAAUAAUAUUGCUUACAGUUAACUAAAUGCACGUUUGUUUACUCUAAAGAAUUCUUCAGUUUCAAAAAAGUAUGAUUUCUACGGUUAUGUUGUUUUGUAAACACGAGUUUGGUUGGCAAAACAGUAAAACAACGAAGACUAUGUGCUGUGACUGUUCUAUUGUCAUUUGUUUGUAAGGACUUCCUAUGUAUUGAUAGGGUUAGGCUAGGUUAACAAUUGGUUUUUGUCUCUUGAGGUCAUACACAAAACAUUAUUUUAAUUUCACUUCUAUGCAUAAACAUUGCAACGCUUUUGUAUGCCCUCUCGAUUAUAAUAAAUCAAACAUUCAAUAUUACUAUUGUCACAUUCCAUCUUAGGAUUUUGUUGAAUAUUGAUUGAUUUGGGAAAAUUAGUCAUGAAUCUAACCUCUUGCUCCUUUUUAUCCCUUUUUUCAGAGGUCAUAAAAAUGUCUGUGAUCAUAUUUUAAAGAAAAUAAAACCAAUACAUCUCAAAUUCAAUGUACUGAAUAUAUGAAUAUAGACAUUCUUCAAUUCUUAAAGUUUUUUAGUGAGCUACUGGCAUGGUUAACUUGAAGUCCAAAAUCAUCAUAGAAUCUAGUUUGUAGCACAUAAAAUGUUUGAAACUUCAAAGUAAAGCUAUAUCAUAAAAACCUGCAUUGACUCGUUCAGAUCUCUGUUCUGGUUGCUUAUUGUCUGAUUAUUUUCUAAUUUUCUCACAAAAACUUUCUUUUGUCGGUUUUAAACAAAUCUCUGUAGUCGAAGAUUUAUUUUCUAGCAAAUUCAUAAUACUAUAGAAACCCUCAUAUCCGACCUGGGCAUAACUGACUCCUCAGUAUAUCCGACCUAGUGUCCAGCCGUCUACUUCGCAAGGUGGUCACACAAUUUUUCCGGCAGCAAAACCUGGAUUUUGUGGUCACCACGUGUACCUUUUACUAAUGCUCCGCGAGUCCCCUGGUAUUUUUUGGUCGGAUCGGGCCAACAGAUGUACCGAAGAAUCUAUUUGGGCGGAAAAAUAAUGAUUAGUAGGAGUCAAGCCGAGUGUUAAUUUCAUCGAUUGCAGAAAUUAAUUGCUGUGAUGCUGAAAAUUUAUAUUUUUUUUAGAUUGUUGGGGAUUUUUAUGUUAUGCCGCAAUCGAGGUUGACGAUGAUGUUGCUGUGGCCAUGGAAGAUGCUCACAAAUUUGGCGUGGUCACAAAAAAUGUUCUCGAUUUUGAAAUUGCCGUAGGAGAUCGUUCACGAUCGCAGACAAUGCUUUAACAGUCGGUAUCUUCAUGCGCUAACGGAGAUUUCUGAGUGUUUGAGCAAUUAAAUUCAGUACUUGGCUGUCUGUGAAACCCUUUUGUCCUUAAUCCAAACAACAUUAAUGGCACCAAAACUGGUUUUACCAGUUAAUUUCACUAUGCCAAAUUCUUGGUUUUUUUCUUACUUAUAUCCUCCAAAGGUUUUUUCUCCUCCUGAUAUCCGCCCUUUUGGCCAUCUGACCAUGGCCCAGUUCUGUCAUGAUAACAUUAUUUGCUUAGUGACACAAUCAAAAUAAAAGAAAUUACAUCAUACAUUUUUUACUUUUGUAGAAAAAUGUGUAUGGCCCCAUCCCAUACUCAAGUGAUAGACAAUAGUCAGGUUUCUACAAUCAAAUUGUCACAUCAGAAUAGCAUUAGCUUAAAGUGUGGAACACAUUAAGUAAUGAAUGGUAGGCCUCCUAGCUGUGGACAGAGAUACAACAAUAAAUUUAUAUGACCCUCUAUGUUUAAUUUAUUUUGAUAAGAGGAUUGGAUUUUUCAGUUUUGUGGAUUUAAAUAAUUUUCAUACUUAAAUAUAUUCUUAGAUUUAUUUUCUGUUCUUAUUUAUCAAUAUUUAUUAGAUUAACUGUAAAAAAAAAAACACACAAAACUGUCAAAAGUUUCUUUGUAUUGUGAUAAUUAUAUUUUUUGGUUGGUGUAUUCCAUUAUACUACUAUUAUUGUUGUAAUAUAAAUAGACAGAAAAUAUUUUGAUUUAAUUUUAAUAUUUAAAUCAUUUAGAUACAGAUAAGAUUAUUUUGUUUAGUUAUAGAUAACUUCUUUCUUAUUUUUGCCCCUAGUUUGCUACAUCAUUAUACAGAUACUCUCGCUGAAUGCUAACAAUCAUCCAACAUCACUGGUUCUAUCAAACAGAUACUUUUGAUAUUAAAAAAAUUCCGUCCUUGUUAGUUAUUGUACAUUUUUGUUUUUCUUGAUACAUAAGUAUUUUAUUAGGCCGUUAUAGUUUGUAGUCAGUUAAGUUUUUUACAAGCCCAGCAUAUUAAGUUAGCAAUAAGUUUUAAAGCAAUCCUUCUUUCACAGUCCACAGGACCUAUCUCGAGACCAAUCACAGACUGAAUGGGUUAGCGUUUAACGUUCAUACAAUCGCCAACAAGCGUCUACUCUGUAUAUACUAUGCGGUAUACUGUAACUGGUAUGUGUUCAUAUUGUGUAUUCUAGUGUACAAAUGUAAGAAAUUAAUGUCCCCGUGUAGUGUACCAGUGUAUUUAAUACCUAGAAAAAGAAAAUCAAUUUCUGAUGGUGUGCUUGUUGUGUAGUUUAUUUUAAUUCGGCAGUUUAUAAAACCUAUUUUGUUUUAAUUUUUCAGUUUAUUGAGUUUUUCCGUUAAAAUGAUUAACUUGGGCGUUGAUUAAAGUUUUCUGCAUUGGUUACUAUUCAUUGAGCUUUGUGAAGGCAAUCUUGAUGCUUGUAGUUUAAUAAAUGACAAUCUAGAUUAUGCCAAAUUGUGUAAAGCCUAUUCUAUCAACAAUUUAUUACCAUACGUAAGACUUAUAUUGGAACGAGGCAUUGUAAAUGUAAAAGUCUGAAUUCUAUUUUAUAUGUUUAGUAUUCAUCACUAAACAGCACCCUAUACUUUUUUUGCAUGUGUUUACGCCAUAGAUUUUCCAGAAUUGGACCUGUCUCUCCCAUACCGAAGUCUGAGACAAUAAGUAGCCUAUUAGGCUAGCAACACACCUAACUUUAGUCCAGUACUGACUUGUUUACUUGUUUCUUGGUUCGGUGUAUCUUGCCAUCAGGCCUAAGGCCAUUUGGAUGGGCAAAUUAAAGUAACUAAAUUGUAUUUUGAUUUUCAGCAAUGAACCAAACACGAAUUACUAUUUUCUCAAUUCAAUAAACAUUAAAUAUAAAUUUGUUCUUUAUGGUCUUUAUGCAAAUCAUAUUAUAUCAGUAUAGUAAUUAGUGAAUAGAAAAUUUGUGAAAGCAUUCUGAUUAUACUCUUUGUAGUUUUAUCUCAAUUGAAGUUUAAAACAUAAUAGUAAACACAUUCCACAUCUAAUAUAUAAAACUAUUAAUGAAACCUAAAUUUUAACAUUGCUCCACAUUUACAAUAUUAAUAUCAAAAGUGCUUGUUUGGUUUAUUAAGUCUAGCUUUCUACUUAUAUUUUUACUGUCGGAAGGGAAAAGUGAAGUAUUUGAUGUGAUGUUAUUGUUAAUUUUUCAUCUCAAAGACAGCUAAUGAAGUAUUAUUCCCAUAUAUUUUUAAUUCAACGUUUAAUGUCACAACUAUACGAGCAUAGAAAAAUAGAAUAAAUAUAGACUGUCAAAGGAAGGCUCCUCGAUUUGCCGUUAGAAGUCCCGUGAGGUUACGGCGCACACCGCUGCAGGCAAGGAGCGCAGGAGCCGUAUGCUAUAGGUCGAUUAGCAUUAGCGCGCAGGUUCUUUUCUAAGCGGUCGACCUAUACCAGCAGACGCUGCAGCAGUGUGUACCGUAACUACACAGCAACUACACGGCACUCCUAGCGGUGGGUGCCGUAACAUAAGCAAACUGCAGCACUGAUGACAGUCUAUAUUUAUUUUUUUUUGUCUGUGAUACGAGUUAACAGUUCAUUGCAAAUUCAUAUACUUAUUAUUUGUAAUAUAUAUUGUUUGUAAAAAGAUAUUGAACUUUAAGAGCUACAUUCUCGUAAUGAAUUUUAUUCAACUAUCUAAAAAAACAUUAUGCCAACAUUUCUUAAAAUUAAUCAACUCUAUUUGUAGGUAAUUAUCAAUCAAAUAUUUAUUUUUAUAAAUUUGUAUUUUAUACUCUGACGCUUUAAUUAUGUUAAGUUUAUGGACCUUUUAAAUUAGUUUAUAACAGUGUAAAAAAUAACUCUAGUUUAUCAGUAAGCUUGCUGGUACUUAACACAUUUAGAUGACAAUUAAUUAACAUCCAAAUCCGAAAAAAUGUUUUGAGGCUUUACACAUAUUUUUAUCUUGGGAAUUUUUUUAUAUAAUAACUAUAGUUUCAAUUGUUUUUUAUUUGUGGUUUUUGAAUUUCAUUUAAUGAUCAUAAUAUUGUGUAUUAUUGUUAAUCAUACCAGUAAGCGGUAUAGUCAGAUUGUGAUAUUUUAUAGUUUUAAUUGUACAUUCUUUAUUGUCGAGUAUUAAUUGUAUAUUUUACUCUUGUUUGUCUUCUUCUUUUCCAACAUUUCCGCAUCGUAAGUGUCAAUAUUGCUUUCCUUGUUGUUAACUGUUGUACUUUAUAAAGGUACAUUGUACGCAUUGUGAAAAUGUAAAAAUUCAUUACGGUUAGCAAUAAAUA